AAUGUGCAAAGUGAUGGAUUGUGAGGGGGCACUCCCUCUUCCAUGUUAUGAUUUUUGAUAUUUAAUUCUGAGAAUAAUCACACUUUUGUUACCAAUCUAACUUUUGUAACGUUUUUAUAAACAUGUCCACUUUAUAUACAUUUUUUUGUUGAUAAAUACAUUUUAGUAAUCAUGUCUGCCAAAGGCGUAAUUUCACGGGAACUUCAUGAAAGCAUUCGUCACAUUUUAGGCAGAAAUGUAAAAAUAUCAUUAAAAUGUGCCGUGCGUAUGGAAACUAAGCCGGAAAAAACAGAGAAUCGAGUUCUGGCAUUUUCAGCUUGUAGAUUAUUUAUUCUUACUGCCAAAGUUCCAACAAAAAUUGAACAUACAUUCCAUUAUCUUGAUAUUCAAGCAAUAGAAAGCAAAAAGAAUCAUCAGCUAUGCUUAACAGUUGAAAGCAAAACUUUUACCUUUUAUUCCUUUGACCCUGAGUCUGAAGAUGUUAAUCAUAUGAUUAGUCAGUUGGGAACUGCUGUGAAAAGCAUUUUUCCUCAAGUGCCUUUAGAGCAUGUAAUCAGGAGGCUGGAGGUUACUCCACCAACACGAUUGCAGGCUAUGUUGGAGUACAAUCAUGCCCUUGAGACCAAAGACACAGGACCCUGUGGAGGCUAUUCUACUCAGUACGCUUGUAUGUGUGAUUAUCAUGGUUUACCAUAUAGAGAAGAAGUUGCAUGGGAUGUUGAUACCAUAUAUCUCUCUCAUGACAGCAAAGAGCUCUCCCUUCUAGAUUUUGAUCAUCUAGAUGGCAGGGAUUUGAUGCCAAUAAUAUCUGCUUUGACAUUUAAUACAUGGUUCACUAAAUUCCGAGCCACGGGUGUAAAAUUGGUUUCUGAGGCUUUAGAUGUGGUCUUGCUUGUGUUACGAAAAUCUGUUGCCCUUGAAGAAUUGUAUCUGGAUAACACAGGGUUAAAAUGGGAAUUUGCUUGUAAAUUAUCGCUAGCUUUAAUGGCCAACCCCCAUACACCUCUCCAUACUUUAGAUUUGUCUAACAAUCUCAUUGAAGAUAAAGGCAUCAAUAGUCUAUGUGGAAUUAUUGCCAAAAUUACCCAAGGUGCUGGUCAACUUGGUAGUUCAGUAGGUCGACUCCAAAAAGGACUUAUUCAUUUAAAUUUAAGUAGAACAGGAUUGACUGCUAAAGGCAUAAACACUUUAGCCCAUGCCCUUUCAUUAAAUCGUGCUAUGCCAUCUACUCUUACAUUCCUCAAUAUUAGUGAUAAUGUCUUCAAAGAAGAUGUAAAUAAUUUAUAUAAUUUUCUGGCUCAACCUAAUGCUUUGACACAUCUAGAUUUAUCUGGUACCGAAUGUGCUUUGGAUACAGUAUUUGGUGCUUUACUUCGGGGUUGUACACAAAAAUUAGCUGUUUUAAAUUUGUCCAGAAAUCAGUUCUCUGCCAAGAAGUCGAAGGAAGUCAAUGUUCCACCUUCAUUUAAAGCAUUUUUCUCCAGUACAGUUGCUUUGAAACAAUUACACAUGUCGGGAAAUAAACUUCCUGUUGAAGCAUUAAAGGCAAUGCUUUUAGGCCUUGCUUGUAAUGAAAUAGCGACUGACAUUGCUCUGGACCUUAGCAAUAAUGAACUAAAAUCUCAUGGCGCUCUUGUUCUUGAGUCAUGUUUACCAGGCAUAAGAUGUCUUUGUAGUCUUGACAUCAGUGAUAAUGGUUUUGAUGUGGAUUUAGCAAAUAUAGUUACAUCUGUAGCAAAAAAUAAGUCAAUAAAGCACUUAUCACUUGGCAGAAAUUUUGUGAACAUUAAGCCAAAGUACAUGACUAGAGUUAUAGAUUCUAUUGUUCAACUUGUUCAGGAUGAGGAGACUGUGUUAGAAUCUCUCUCUCUUGCUGAUUCCAAACUUCGAGGAGAUACUUGUGUUAUAAUCAAUGCUCUAGGUAGCAAUCAAAGUCUUACUGCUAUUGAUAUAACGGGUAAUUAUAUGGGCGGAGCUGGAGCCAAAACCCUUGCUAAAGCCCUUCAAAUAAAUUCCAAGCUAAGAUCCAUAUUGUGGGACAGAAAUGCUACACCACCGCAAGGUUUUCACGAUGUAGCUUAUGCUCUGGAAAAGAAUUUUACUUUGAGAUAUAUGCCCUGUCCUAUUUUCGAUGCUACUGCUGCCAUGAAAGUUGCUCCUGAAAAAACUGAAGUUUCAUUAAAAAGGAUAGAAGAAUGCUUACAUCGAAAUGUUUCUCCCAAAAAAUACACCAAUGGACGUGCUUUCCGAUUACAACAAGGUUUUCUCCUUAGCUCUGCUCAACAGACUGUAGAUCGAUUGAUGGUUCACCUUCAAGAUGCUGUAAAUAAUCUUAAAAAGAUUGAAGUUGAUGGUGUUACUGUAAGUGAAGAAGUAGAAAAAGCAGAAGGAUUCCUUAGUGAUGCUAAUAAUGCUAAGCAGCUUUUGACAAGAUUGCAUGAAGUAGUACUGCAACAAGAAGAGUCUGGUAAUCCAGUAGAAACUAGACUUCAAGAUUUUGUUCAAGAACUGUGGGAUACUGUUGAAAGUCAUUUAAUAAGUACUGCAUCUUGCAUGCUGAAAUGUGUUGAGGAUCAGUGUCCAAACAUUGUUGGAGAGGAUAUUCGACGUGAUUUGGAAAAACUUUGUCAGGAAAGGGGUGUCAUCCCUAUUGAUUUUGUUCGUCAUUCUUUGCUAGAGCAAGCUGGUACUAGCAUAAUGAAUAAAGUUAGUGAAGUUAAUUUAUCUGUAGCAGCACAUGUAUCAGAUAGAAUAUUUGAUGAAAUUAUUGAAUCAUUAUCUCGCAUUCAUCGAGAAUUGCAUGAACAAGUGAAUCAACAACGUUGUACUACUCCUGAUGUCUUGAGAGGAGGAAUUUGUGUUGAAAGUGGACUUAGAAUAAGUCAUAGUGGGGAUUCUCAACUGGAUCGUGAUAGUUAUAGUGAGAAUUCAGAUUCACCUUUGGCUACUCCCAAGCUGACUAAUAAAAGAAAAAGUGUACACGUAAGGAAAUUGAGGCCUCAGUCUGUAGUAGAUAGUGUUGAAGGAAUAGCUGCUGAUGACAUUCCAGAUCUUUUACCCAAAGAUGAAGAGAGCUUACCUAGUCUUUCACCAAUGUCAGAAAAGUUAGAACACCUUGGAAAAGCUCGUCCAAAGAGGCCAAAAACGAGGGCUCCUACGAGACCUGCAAUUCAAGGCAAAGAGCCCCGAGAAGAACCGCAAGACAUUGGUGAAGGAUUAGACAAUUUUUUCCGUCAGCAGAGAAAUUCUCUGUCUACGCCAACUCUCUCUCCUGACUCUGAGGAAGUUAGAGACAGAGCAAACAGCAGUAGUACAUCAGCAAGUAUACUUAGCGGAGAUUUGGCUUCUUCUGAGUGUGCUGUCAAAGCAGAUCGUUCUCCAGAAAAUGAAAAGAAAGAAAGAGGCUUCAUGAGGGGCAUCAGUAAUCUCUUCAGUCGUAUAUCUCCUGAUGUCAGUCACAUACAUAAGUCUCGGUCAUACGAUUUGACUGAUAAAGUGGUGACAAGUGACCCAUCUCCUACACAUAGUUCAGGAAAGGAAACGACGAAAAGCACAAUUGGAAUAAGUGAUAUUAGUUUGCAUUCCUCUUCACCACAACUUGGUAUCAAAAAUAAACGGGAAAAAGGGAAAGAAGAUAGCAACGCAGCCCCUGAUUCAUCUCUAAAGGCAAAAGGAAGCGAUAAGUUUGGGCCGAAUUCCCUUCAUUGCUCAAAUCCAUUUCUUUUAGCAGAAAUGAAAUCGCGUCAAGAGAAAAGAGUUCCUAUGCAUCACAUUCAACAGGCUGCUGAAGAGAAACAGCAAGCUGAAGUAUCCUCACCUCUACAGAAUGUAAGGCUGAAAUCCACAGGUCUUUCUCAAAUUUUGAAAUCACCGGACAAUGUACAUGCAAGUACCACAGAUGAUUCUGGAAGCAUUCCAUCAAAUUCUUCUACUGUUACCUCUUCUCCUGGAUCACCACAGUUGGAUCCUGGUGGAAGGCUAACCCCUAGCUUGAAAAUAAAACCACCUCCUAUAGCUCCUAAGCCACGUCCCAAGUCGGUUGGAGGUCCAACUGAUGUGAGAUUAUCUGGUGAAUUUUCUCACACAGUUGAUGAAGAAUCAUCAAGAACUAUUAGCCCAGUUGAUGAGUCAGUCACACAAAGCAACUCUGAAACAGCAGCUAAUAAAGAUUCAUUUCAAGAAAUUUCUAUGUUUCCUGUGGCAGAUGAGUUUGAUUUAGAACUUUCUGAUACACACUUAAAUGGAAAUCAAGAUCAAUUAAGCUCUGAAUAUGGAGCAGAGACUAAUAAUUCAAAUCAGUUAUUAUAUUCAAGUGCCAAUACUUCCAUGCAUUCUUCAACUGAUGUUCAAAUGCUGCAAAAAACAGUUCUGGACUCUAUUGAAGAUGUCAUUCACGUUUGAAACCUGUGGUGAUUCGCUAAAAUGUCUGCUAAUCACAGUGUAAUUUAUGUAAAGUACAAUGUAGUUUAUCUUAGAAUUUGUAAAUAAUUUUUGAGCGAUCGAAUAAGAAAAAUCAAACUGUUUUUACCAUGUUAAUUCACUAGCAAAUGUCUUUCAACUGUUUUAUAGGAAUAGAAAAUUGAAUUUUUGACAUUAAUGAUUUUUGUGUUUGUUCUGAACUUGGCUGUAUUAAUAAAUUAUAUUAGUGCUCUUAGAUUUUGUUUAAAAAAAAAUAAAUAUUAUAUUAUACAGUAAACUCCUGAUUCUUUGCAGAAUAGGGUAAUACAGUAACCACAGAUAAGCACAAACCAUGGAUAAUCUGAAUAAUAGUUAAAACAGGAUAUUACUGUAUACAAUGGCUAAAAGAUAUGAAUAACACUCAUUCAUACAUUUAAACUAUAGCUGAAAGCAUUACUGCAUUGCAUCUGCUAGCAUUGAAUGUAAAAAAUAUAUGUAAAAGGUACAAACAAACAAUAACACAAUCGUAAGUUUAAAAAACAUUUAAUGACAAUUUUUAAAAAAAAAGUGAAAAGACCCGCAGUUAAUCAGGAGUUUACUGUAAUGUAAAUUUUCAGCCAAUUAUUCCUACAAAGUAAAACAUUUUAAGUUUUAUAUAUCUCCUUGGUUUUGUGCAAUAUAAUUUACAAGUUGAAAUUUAUGUUUCCCUGUUGAGUCACUGAUUGUAUUGCUGCAUUGAUUUAUUUGUUUUCUAAUUUGGUAAGUAUGCUUCUUUGAUGAUUGGGGG
Uloborus diversus is the source of this 5185-nucleotide messenger RNA. RefSeq names its product F-actin-uncapping protein LRRC16A-like. Gene Ontology annotation, biological process: regulation of Arp2/3 complex-mediated actin nucleation; cell migration. Gene Ontology annotation, molecular function: protein binding. The record is from RefSeq and is a predicted model, not a curated record. The transcript has 36 exons. Gene Ontology annotation, cellular component: lamellipodium; plasma membrane. Bases 172 to 4401 code for a protein of 1409 amino acids. NCBI's taxonomy places the organism in Eukaryota, Metazoa, Arthropoda, Arachnida, Araneae, Uloboridae.